This is a messenger RNA of Nerophis ophidion (straightnose pipefish), 2638 nucleotides long. RefSeq names its product IKAROS family zinc finger 4 (gene ikzf4). The transcript is spliced from 13 exons. Gene Ontology annotation, biological process: regulation of transcription by RNA polymerase II. The record is from RefSeq and is a predicted model, not a curated record. Lineage: Eukaryota; Metazoa; Chordata; Actinopteri; Syngnathiformes; Syngnathidae. Bases 110 to 1783 code for a protein of 557 amino acids. Gene Ontology annotation, molecular function: RNA polymerase II cis-regulatory region sequence-specific DNA binding; DNA-binding transcription factor activity.
AAAAAAAAAAAAAAAAGCAGAAGAAAAUCCGAGAGAUGCUGCUGUCGCUUGGGAAAACAAACAGCUAUCCGGGCACUUAAAAAAGAGGGAAACAAGGAGCGGUGACCAGAUGCAUGCAUCUGGUGAAAGAAUGAAUGCCGGGGACUGCAAUGGAUGCUCUUAUGCAUCAGGCAAUGGUAGAGAGUCAACCACGGAGCAGGACUUUUACGGUCCAAACGGUCAGCAUUCCUCAACGCCUUGCUCCUUUACUGAACACUCUAUCAAGGUGGAACUGUGCAGCGAAGAUGGAUCACCACAGCCUGAGAACAGAGGGGCUGUCAGAGAUAGUAGCUGUGGGGAUGACAGAACAGAGCUGAAUGCAGAAGGGAGGGCAGAGCACACUGGGGUCGGACAAGGUAAUCUUUACAGUGAGAUGGCCACUUCCAAUCAUGCUUCCCCUGGACCCAUUCGGCUUGCCAGUGGCAAGCUCCAAUGUGAUGUGUGUGGGAUCAUCUGCAUUGGACCCAAUGUGCUGAUGGUGCACAAGCGAAGUCACACGGGUGAGAGACCUUUUCAGUGUAACCAGUGUGGAGCGUCCUUUACCCAAAAGGGCAACCUGUUACGCCACAUCAAGCUGCAUUCUGGAGAGAAACCUUUCAAAUGCCCCGUUUGCAACUACGCUUGCCGGCGGAGGGACGCCCUGGCUGGACAUCUAAGAACACAUGCAGUUUCUUCACCGUUGGGGGGAAAACCUUUCAAGUGCAGCUACUGUAGUCGCAGCUACAAACAACAAAGCACAUUGGAUGAUCACCUAGAGCGCUGCCACAGUUUUCAAAAGAGCCAGGACCAGCAGGCUGCAGUCAACACGCUGACAGAACAGCACGGUGGUGAGUUGCUAGAUAUCGAGCCAAUAGCCAAACUUGCACUGGAGCCGUCCAAUGAGAAACCACACUUUGUUGAUAGAUUAGCCGCUAGCAUCACCAAACGAAAGAGGUCGACGCCACAAAAGUUUCUUGCUGACAAGUACAGCCAUCUUGACCUUCCUGAAGCACCUUAUGACUUGUCCUCUGGUUCAGAGAGGGACGGGGAGCAGCUGACCCCCCAGCCAGCUAAUGAGUGCAUUGGAACGGGCAAGAAACAACUGCAAGACUCCAGGAGGAAACUGUCUCAAAUCCAUCCUGCCUUUUUGUCUGAGCUGCGCACCGUUAUGAGCUCUAUCCAAAGCAAUGUGCCUCCUCCUGGAGCCUCGAGCGGACUCACAAUGGAGUCUCUGGUACUAUCGGGUCAAGAUACAGGUGAAAGGUGCGAUGGUCAGCCCUUAGCCCACAGCCACACCACCUCACCCAACGAAUGUCCCGACUCUACAGACACAGAGAGCACAGCUGAAGAGCACAACACAAGGGCUGCAGCACACACAAGUACCUCCAACAACAACCAGCACCUCCACUACCAAACCUUAGGACUGCCCCACAGCCUUCCCACCUCCAGCCCCAGCCAGGCCAAAGAAAUGGACUCAGAGUGGGACAGGGGGUGCCCCGCACCCAUCACUCCAAUGAAGAGGAGUGCUGGCUCUCCAUUCACCUCCAGGGAGACAGUGCAGGUUCUGCACAGAGACGGCCAGCGCCUACGCUCUUUCCACUGCCGCCACUGCCACAUCCUCUUCCUGGAUCACGUCAUGUUCACCAUUCACAUGGGCUGUCAUGGCUUCCACCAACCAUUUGAGUGCAACAUCUGUGGCCACCGCAGCCAGGACCGUUAUGAGUUCUCCUCGCACAUCAGCAGAGGAGAGCACCAGGUGGCCUGAGUGUGUACGGUGGACAGGCCCUCGGGAGGUGAUCUUGUGAACACUUCCUGAGGAUCCUUGAUGCCGAGUGGCCUUACGGUACUCAACCCAAUGUCACGUGAUCCUUUGUGGGCGUGCCCUCAAGUGAGCUAACGCCAACCUUAUGUUUGCUUAGCUAGCUCGAAACACGACACAGAAGUAAAAGAAAACAACAAAACACUACGUACCUAAGCAGGUUGGCAUUGUCAGUUUGACCACUAGAUGUCAGUCGAACAAUGACGUGUACAAAGCUGCUUGUGUGCAGUUAAUCAAUGACUUCACAGCUGAGGGAAUGGCAUCUGCUUCCAUGACAAAUGUGACUAAUAUGAAGAAUAAAUGUGACCAAGAGGCUCUAAAUAAAAGCAGGAUGCAGAGCGUGCACAGCUGAUGGGAACGUGCACUCACCACCAGCGGCCACUGUUGUUGACGGCCCCGGUGCCAGAGAGCGACGACACCAGGAGGAUGCAUGCAGCUUUCACACCCAGCAGAAGCGCCAAACUCCUCAUCUCGCCCUUUUAUUGAUCAUGCACCUUGCGGCGGGGGGAAAAAAAGGUUGAAUCACUCUUCAUUUUCAGAAUGUGUUUAUUAUUACAAAGACAUAAUAAAUCAUCUUAGUGAUGCAGCAAGGUACAUGCACAUAUGUACUCACCGGUGCCCUAUAACUUGAGUGGAUGUGUGAAGGAUGAGUCCACGCACGCAAAGGAUGCUGCAGUCCUCAGUGUGUCCCUCUGAGUGAUGCUCUGCACGGUGCGUGGAACGCGUGGGACAGUCCCGCAGACUUGAUCCCCUCCGUGGUGACACCAGAUAGGCAACACAUUCUUCUCUUAUUGAGUGCUA